Molecule: messenger RNA, 2118 nt
Organism: Lemur catta (Ring-tailed lemur)
Lineage: Eukaryota; Metazoa; Chordata; Mammalia; Primates; Lemuridae
Gene: SLC6A1
Product: solute carrier family 6 member 1
Exons: 14
Coding region: 93-1892 (599 amino acids)
Biological process (GO): sodium ion transmembrane transport; neurotransmitter transport
Cellular component (GO): plasma membrane; axon; cell surface
Molecular function (GO): gamma-aminobutyric acid:sodium:chloride symporter activity
Source: RefSeq, a predicted model, not a curated record
GGUGACCUUGAGCCGCAAAACUGCUGUCCACGUGGACUGGGUCUGACAUUGCACGCCUAUCCGCCAGGACCCCUGUGUCCAAACUCCGAGACAUGGCGACCAACGGCAGCAAGGUGGCCGAUGGGCAGAUCUCCACGGAGGUCAGCGAGGCCCCCGUGGCCAAUGACAAGCCCAAAACCCUGGUGGUCAAGGUGCAGAAGAAGGCGGGGGACCUUCCUGACCGGGACACGUGGAAGGGCCGCUUCGACUUCCUCAUGUCUUGCGUGGGCUAUGCCAUCGGCCUGGGCAACGUCUGGAGGUUCCCCUACCUCUGCGGGAAAAACGGCGGCGGAGCCUUCCUCAUCCCCUACUUCCUGACGCUCAUCUUUGCGGGGGUCCCACUCUUCCUGCUGGAGUGCUCCCUGGGCCAGUACACGUCCAUCGGGGGGCUGGGGGUGUGGAAGCUGGCCCCCAUGUUCAAGGGCGUGGGCCUCGCGGCUGCCGUGCUGUCAUUCUGGCUCAACAUCUACUACAUCGUCAUCAUCUCCUGGGCCAUCUACUACCUGUACAACUCCUUCACCACGACACUCCCAUGGAAACAAUGUGACAACCCCUGGAACACAGACCGCUGCUUCUCCAACUACAGCAUUGUCAACACCACCAACAUGACCAGUGCCGUGGUGGAGUUCUGGGAGCGCAACAUGCACCAGAUGACCGACGGGCUGGAUAAGCCAGGUCAGAUCCGCUGGCCGCUGGCCAUCACGCUGGCCAUCGCCUGGAUCCUUGUGUAUUUCUGUAUCUGGAAAGGAGUUGGCUGGACUGGAAAGGUGGUCUACUUCUCUGCCACAUACCCCUACAUCAUGCUGAUCAUCCUGUUCUUCCGCGGAGUGACGCUGCCCGGGGCCAAGGAGGGCAUCCUCUUCUACAUUACGCCCAACUUCCGAAAGCUGUCCGACUCCGAGGUGUGGCUGGAUGCGGCUACCCAGAUCUUCUUCUCCUACGGGCUGGGCCUGGGAUCCCUGAUCGCCCUCGGGAGCUACAACUCUUUCCACAACAAUGUCUACAGGGACUCCAUCAUCGUCUGCUGCAUCAAUUCCUGCACCAGCAUGUUUGCGGGAUUCGUCAUCUUCUCCAUCGUGGGCUUCAUGGCCCAUGUCACCAAGCGGUCCAUUGCUGAUGUGGCGGCUUCAGGCCCGGGGCUGGCGUUCCUGGCAUACCCGGAGGCGGUGACCCAGCUGCCCAUCUCUCCCCUCUGGGCCAUCCUCUUCUUCUCGAUGCUGCUGAUGUUGGGCAUUGACAGCCAGUUCUGCACCGUGGAGGGCUUCAUCACGGCCCUGGUGGACGAGUACCCCAGACUCCUCCGCAACCGCCGGGAGCUCUUCAUUGCUGCCGUCUGCAUCAUCUCCUACCUGAUCGGCCUCUCUAACAUCACCCAGGGGGGCAUUUAUGUCUUCAAGCUUUUUGAUUACUACUCUGCCAGUGGCAUGAGCCUGCUGUUCCUCGUGUUCUUUGAAUGUGUCUCUAUUUCCUGGUUUUACGGUGUCAACCGAUUCUACGACAAUAUCCAAGAGAUGGUUGGCUCCAGGCCCUGCAUCUGGUGGAAACUCUGCUGGUCUUUCUUCACCCCAAUCAUCGUGGCGGGCGUGUUCAUUUUCAGUGCCGUGCAGAUGACUCCUCUCACCAUGGGAAGCUACGUUUUCCCCAAGUGGGGGCAGGGCGUGGGCUGGCUCAUGGCUCUGUCUUCCAUGGUCCUCAUCCCAGGGUACAUGGCCUACAUGUUCCUCACCUUAAAGGGCUCCCUGAAGCAGCGCAUCCAGGUCAUGAUCCAGCCCAGCGAAGACAUCGUUCGCCCGGAGAACGGGCCGGAGCAGCCGCAGGCCAGCGGCUCGGCCAGCAAGGAGGCCUACAUCUAGGGCGGGGGCGCGCCGGCCCCGCGCUCUCAGCCCGCCCCGGCAGCGCGACCACCACUUGCCGUCUGAGGAUACCUUCUAGCGCAACCUACCUCGAGUGGCGAGUCCGGGCACCAUCACCACGCAGAGAGAGGGGAGGUGGGGGACAGUGAGACUCCUGGGCGGGCCCUGCGGUGGGCAAGGAUACCCGGUGGGCUGGUGACCGUCCAACCCAGGCCCCGUAGCAUCC